Molecule: messenger RNA, 1374 nt
Organism: Lingula anatina
Lineage: Eukaryota; Metazoa; Brachiopoda; Lingulata; Lingulida; Lingulidae
Product: D(3) dopamine receptor-like
Biological process (GO): G protein-coupled receptor signaling pathway
Cellular component (GO): plasma membrane
Molecular function (GO): G protein-coupled receptor activity
Source: RefSeq, a predicted model, not a curated record
AUGGGGUUUAAGGGUCAGACAACAGGGCAAACGGGGACAGGUACGCCCAAUCCAAGGAACGCUCACAGGAGCAUACAUUUCAUUUCAUCACUAACGACAUUGAAAGAAAGUGAAGCAGAAGCGCAUGAAAUGGAGAACCAGAACAUGGUAAAGAACAUUUCUUUAACUUCGUCAGCGGAGUCCAACCAGACGACAACUGUGAUGCCAGUCUCCUGUACAGGAUUCACGUGCGUUCCCUUUAUCGUCAUCGACGUUACACUGGCUUUAGCCAUGAUGUUUGGAAACGGUCUGAUGAUCGCAUCCUAUGUGAAAUUCAGGGAGAUCCGGUGUCAAAGCAACUUCGCCAUUGUGAGCUUAGCCUGCGUGGAUUUCAUAACCGGAUCAAUUGGGAUACCUUGCCAUUUAGUCUUGGCCUACUUGGUGUUCCUGGUCCCCAGUUGGCAGUAUCUAACAAUGGACAAAUACUUUUGCCUUGCAAAGACUGGCUUGGUGUCCGGAAUGGUGAGUUUGUCUUUUCUCCAUCAGUUCUUCAUCGCAGUUGAGCGGUACCUGAAGAUAUGUCAUCAUUUUAAAUGCGUCGCUGUACUGACCAACAGGCGGCUAGUUGUUGCUUUACUUUGUGUGUGGAUGUAUGGGAUAGCCAUCAACCUACCGCCAUUAUUUGGCUGGAACACGUGGAACCCCGGGGUGGACUGUCGCGCUAAUCAAGUGCAAGGAGAUUUAGUGCGCUAUGUUCAUGUACCCCACAUCCCUGUCUGCAUUGUAGCAGCGUUAUUCCUCUACUUUGCCAUUUAUUACCACGUGCGACAACAGAAGAGGAAACUCUCCCAUUUUAGGGACACGAAUAUGAAAGAGACGACGACUGAUGGACCAACAGAGAUGCCAACUCAAAGUAUGACUCUUUCUGCUAAAAUUGAGGUCUCCCGUGAGACUGUAUUAUCAUUGCCACCGGUAGAAUCGCAGAAAUCUGGGCCGACGACUGAUGGGGUAAAAGCCCGCGGAGAAAAAGACACCGAGAUGGCUACUCCAACACCGAAUGGGAUUUGGAGCACGGGUUCUGCAGCCAGAGGACGCCCUAACGGAGGGCCCGCCUCCUCCCAGCAGAGAAGAGAUCCACAGACGAAAAAGAUCGACGUGGAGGUCAAGGUCGCCAAGAUGACGGUGGUGGUAGUGGUGACUCUCAUUGUACUGUAUCUCCCCUUCUCUGUUAUCAAUUUGACGGAGAAAUAUUUCAGUAGGGUGACUUUUGAGGUGCUUUAUAACGUCAGUUUAGAAAUAAUGUUCCUCAGUUCCAUAAGUAACCCGAUCAUAUAUGGCAUAUUAAAUACAAGGAUCAGAACAGCAUUCUUGAAAUUGUUGAAAUGUGGCCGCUGA